AUGCCCAGAACAAGGACAUCCCCCACCGACCCGCUCCCCGCCACUCCUCUGUCCCUGAGGCCUGGCUUCCCGGGAACUGAACUGGGAGUGAGCCUGCACUCCCAGCCCUUCCAGCCACCCAAGUGUCUGCAGGUCGCCGCCCUCCACCAAUCUGGGCCUGCUGCAGAGAGCAGAGCCGCCCCAUGUCUCCGGAAGAGGGGCAUCCGGCUGCGGGGCGAGGUAGGGCAGCCCACUCCGGAAGAUGCCCCCCAACCGCCAAGCCCACCCACGCGCCGGGAUCGUGAGCGCUGUUCCCUGCCCGCCGGGGUCGCGGCAGGGACGUCACAGAGGCGGCGACGUCACAGACGCCGGCGCCCCCGGCGUCUCCACCGCCCUCCACAGCCCGCCACCAAAGAGCGCACUGGAGGCAGAGGGGCAGCAGCCACCAGCCCGCUCCCCGCCUCCCCGACAGCCUCGGUCAGCAUGGGGGUGACAGGUGCCAAUGGAUUUCCCUGCUGUGACAAGGAGUCGGUGGACAUUGUGGAUACACUGGGUGGCAUAAACCAAAACCAGUUCCAACCAAUACAAGAGGAAGAUGACAUGGAGCUGGAGAAAGAAUUGCUAGAGCUGGAGCCCCCAGACAAAGAGGUCCUGCGCCUAGACCCAGAACCGGAGCCGGAACGGAAGCCCAAGGCUUUCCCGCAGCCAGAGAUGCGCCCGGUUGUCGCGGUCAAGCCCGAGGCCAAGCUGGACACAGAUCCCCAGCUGAAGGUGGUUAACUUGGGACCCUUCAGUGAAGAGCCUGAGCCACAGGGGUAUAAGACAGAGUCACUCCACCCCUACACGGAAGGGCUAAUGCAGCACGACAUCAGCCGAUCGAGUCUGAGGUCAAACUCCAGCUACCUGAGCACCACAGGGGAGGACCCGGUGUCCACCGACCACCACUCCUUCUGUGUGCAGACCUCCAAACACCUCUUCUGGGCAGACAAGCUCGUCCAGGCCUCAGAACACAGCCUGCGACAGGCGAUCAGCAUGCAGCCCACCGAGGAGAGCACAAAAGAGACCGCCUGCCACCCAGACCAGCCGUCGGCCCCCAAGGACGCUGUGUGCUCCCAGAAGCAGAGCCAGGCCCCCAGGGCCCAGCCAGCUCUUCCAGACAAAGUCUCCCAGCAGCCUCCAAGCCCCCAGCCGUCCCCCUCCCCACAAACCAUCGGCCUGGCAGAGCUGAUCAACUUCGCAUCUUCCCUGGCCAUGGCCUCCUCCGGCAGGAUGGACUUGCCCAAUUUGGGGCAUGUGAUCAAAGCCCCACUCCAGAGGGCCAUGACGCCUUCCACAAAGCCCACUGCGGAUCACACUGCCCAGCCCCCCGUGGACGACCCAGAGCAGGAGAACCUCACUAAGGAGGCACUAGAGAAGCCACCAGAGGAACCGCUAGAAGCCAGGGAGCUGCAGGAUGCUUCAAAGCAGGCAGACAAGCACUUCCCUCACCCUUACCUUGACUUCAGCAAGCCAGGGUUCAAGAGGGCCACCGUUAAAGGGGAAGUGAAGUUUCUCCAGCCCCCAAACAUGUCCCCUCAGCCGCAGGGAGCUGGGAAAGACCUGGGGACCAUGGAGGGGAGUCCAUUAUUGCUGAAAAUCCAUUUUAAGCUGUCGUCCCCCACUUCCCCAGAGAAGACUAGACAAAACCAGUAAAGCCUACAGUGCUGGCCCCCGGCUCAGACUUUUUGUGCAAAUGCUCCCGGACCAGUGAACUCCUCUGGCUGCGGCAUCCUGGUCUCGAUUUUUUUAGGGAUGCCACCCCCACUGUAGCUACCCCAGCAGCGCCUGCCCCCUGAGGGCUCUGCCAGCCCUGUUUUGUACCUGCUCACUCCCCAUGGGUGGUCCCACUUCCCCUGCACCCAGCCGGACCUCCCGGCCAGCAGCAGACUUGUGACUAGGGGAGGCCUCAGUGGUGCCCCUUCUGAGGCUUCUGUUUCUUAGAUGUAAAAGGGGGCAUGUUGGGAUCGCCUGAGGCGAGAGCCUGCUGGGGGUGGGGCUGGGCAGGUGAGAAGGCUUCUGGAAGGAGUUCUUCCUGCUUCUCUCCAUGGGGAAGGCCUGGCAUGGGAAAGGGGUGGUGUCCAGGGCUUGAAGGAGGGAAAGAAUGAAGCUAAAGGAUCGGUCCUCCAGGGGCCACCGCCUUGAGUCCGAGGUACCUUCAGCGUAGGGGAGAGCCCAUGUGUAGUGAUGCACUUCUGCAUGCGACCCAGACACACACACACACACACACACGCACACACACACACACGCACACACACACGCACGCACACACACGCACACACACGCACACACACAGACCAGCAGCUGACCAGCAUGUUACACAUACAGAUAUUCACAUAACAUAGCCACAUGCAGACCGAGGAAGCACGUUCCACACACGCAGUGCACACAGGCACACACAAACACAGUACCUGUGACCCAGACACAUGCACACAAACGCACAAGCCUCCCCACAGUGGGGGAGGACAGGCAAUGUGGAGAAGCUUCUGGAAGAGGAGAUGGCAGCAAAGGAGGGAAGAGAACUUGGAGUGCGGGGAUGGACAUGCGCAGGAAGAGGGAAGUUGGGCAGGAAGAGAAGGGGAGGCCGCACCGAGGCUUGGGACUUGGUGAGCCUUGAGACCUACUCUGGGCCAAGGCUUCCCGUGCAGUGAAAUCUCCACCUCGCAGAUCCUCAGAAUCCUGCCCCCACCUUGAGACGGGGCUGAGGAGGGCGGUGCCCAGGGCCUGGGAGAAUGGGAUUAGGAAGGGGUGAGCAGUUAAGAAUGGGCCAGGGCCAGAGAAGGGGGCAGGAGGCUGGAAGGAAGGAUGAAGGAGAGACCCAGAGGUGAGUGUCUGGGGAGAGGCUGGGUCAGAACGGUCAUCUGGCUUUUGGGAUGCAUCUUCCCAGAGUAUUUUGUUAAUGUGGUUUGUGGGUUUGCGUCGUUUGGAGGAAGGGCUCCUUCCCUCCCGGGGGUCCUGGGGUAAGGUGGGCCACAGCCCCAACUUGGCUAGAUCCCACCCUCCCACGCCUUGACUUGGGGCCUCUGGGGCCUGCUUCUCCCCUGGGCCUCAGCCACCCUGUUAGCUUCCAAGUGGAGUCACAAAUUUACAUGCCUUAAGGGAGGCAGAAACACAAAAGACAAAACUGCAGGUUCCCCAGCAGAGAGGAGCAGGCCAGCGGUGAGGGAGAAGGGCACCCCUGCCAAAGGGUGUUAAGAUCCACCCGGAAGCCAGCCUGGGGACUGUGGACCUGGGACGCUGGACUGGCCUCCGAGCCUGUGACUGCCCUUCAGGCAGCAGAGGAUGUAAGACCAAGAUAUCACCAUCGGCAAAGAGAACGUCCAGGUGACGAGGGCAGGGGGAAGGUCCGCCGCUCCUCCAAGCUACUGCCCCCGGAAUCCCCCAGGGAGAGGACUGUGGGUGCAGGCUGGCGGAGGCGGCGCGGGUCCUGGGAAGGGGAAGCUGUGCACCCACAGGUCUGGUCUCAGGUCCCCUGGAGUCUGAGCACUC
Molecule: messenger RNA, 3504 nt
Organism: Physeter macrocephalus (sperm whale)
Lineage: Eukaryota; Metazoa; Chordata; Mammalia; Artiodactyla; Physeteridae
Gene: SPATA32
Product: spermatogenesis associated 32
Biological process (GO): spermatogenesis
Cellular component (GO): perinuclear region of cytoplasm
Molecular function (GO): actin binding
Source: RefSeq, a predicted model, not a curated record